Messenger RNA from Cladocopium goreaui, 3665 nucleotides. NCBI's taxonomy places the organism in Eukaryota, Dinophyceae, Suessiales, Symbiodiniaceae. The record is from the annotation of a GenBank genome assembly.
AUGGGACGGAUCAGCUAUUUCUUCGGAGGCGGUGCGGCGGACGACUUCUUUGCCGGUGGCCGGUCCUUGCGGUGGUACGUGGUGGCUGGCUCGCUGAUGUUGACCAAUCUCUCGACUGAACAGCUCGUCGGACUUAAUGGCUCUGUUUAUAAGGAUCAAAAUCUCGCGGGCAUCUGGCUGGAAGCGGGAGCUGCAAUCGCAAUGAUCAUCACAGCCACCGUGUUUUUGCCGCGCUACAUGUCCUUGGGUUUGACCACCACUUCUGGUUUCUUAGGUGAGCGAUUUGAUCUUUUUACCCGAACCAUGGGAUCUGUUCUUUUCCUGCUCUACUAUGUCUUUGUGCUUUGCCCUAUUGCACUGUACACGGGGGCUUUGGCCAUUCGAAAUAUCUUUGACCUCCAAUCGCUGCCCCUUUGGAGCAUCAGCGCAAUCAUUGGCACAUUUGGAGCCUGUUAUGCCCUCUUUGGUGGAUUGAAGGCCGUGGCAGUUUCCGACUGCCUCAAUGGCAUUGGUUUGCUCAUUGUGGGCAUCUGGGUGCCAGCAGCUGCGCUUUAUCAGCUGGGUGGUGUUUCCGAUCUUUUCCAUGAACCUGAAGUUUUGAAACCCUUGGUGGAGCACAGUGUCCUUGCACCCUGGCAUGUAUUGUGCAACUGCCCCUUUCCUGGAGUGGACGGAGUCUGCGCUUUGUGCCGGUGUGUCUCCCGGCUGGUGGGGGAGUUCAGAGCACUUCAGCCUGUACUGCGAUCCUGGGGGGUCAGCCAGGCCAGGCAGUGGACUUCCCUGCUCCAAGAAGAGCAAGCUCAACAGCGGGCCAGGGACAGGCUUUGUGCUCCUGUGGGCCCUCCUACUACGGGAGGGUUACCAGUGCCUCCCCCACCUCCUCCUCGUACGGAGGGCAUUGCGGUGAAGAGGGAGGCGGCGGCGAGCGCACCAAGCGCCCCAGCCGAGGUUGCUGAGGCACCUUCCUCGAGCGCCCGGGGAGCUAGAGAGGAGGCUGAGAGAUCCAGAUCGCGUCAAAAGCCCAAGAAAGAAAAGAAGAAGGAGAAGAGUCUGCACGUGGAAGCAGAGAAGCUUUCAUUGACAAGAGGCCCGUCAGCAGGGCAAGGAGUCCGAGACUGGAAGAUAGAGACAGGGGCAGAGGCAGACCCCGAGAACCAGAGCAUCCUCCUAGAAGGCGCAGGUGAGCAGAGUCAGAAGGGCGAAGCAGAAGAAAAGUUUGUGAACGGAGAAGAGGUGGAAGCCAAUUUGGCUCCUUUGGGAAGAUUGGUGCAAGGUACUCCUGUCGUCGUCGUUGGGGAGUACCGACAAGAAGGAUGUCGUCUUUGCGGCACAGUGCAGGGCCUCCAAGUGCGCCACGUGGGCGAUGUAGAGUUGCAACUGACAGGGGAGGGGACGGAAAGCGAGUCCCUCCUGAAGUGGAUCACCGGGCACCCCACGGUGCCAGUGCGGGUCCAUCUGUGCGGCUCAACUUGCCCCAACAAGGUGGACGCAGAAGGUCUAGUACACGCCACAAAAAUCCGACAGAAACAGAGGAGCGACGAGGGAGGCUGGUCAGAGAACCUGCGAGAAGGAAGAGACGAGAAUGCAGAGCUGAGGAGAGAAGCAAUGGCAUUGCAAGAGAAGGAAGCGAAGGAGAAAGAGAGAGCAGACCAGAAAAGAGACGACAAGAAAACAAAGAAAAAGAAAAAGGAGAAGAAGAAAAGAUCCUCAAGCACCGGAGGAUCCAGCCGAAAGAAGGUGAGAUCGAGCAGAAAGAGGGUCAACUCACGAAAGGAGCUGAAGGAUGUCUUCGGGUCAACUGGCCUGGACCCCAAUUACAAAGUGAGGAGGAAACUGGUGAAAGCAUUGAAGAAGAAGUUGAAGAGGAAGAAGGAGGAGAGCACCAGCGGCGAUUCAAGCUCCAUCGAUGGGAGCGGGGAGAGCAGCGACCAGGGCAGCUCCGAGGACGAGGGGAUCUUCGGGGACACCCACAAAGUGCGGGUGGUGGCCCGCCGAGCUCCAGGAGUUCUAGCGGAGAGCACUAUCAGGGAGAUGCAGAGUCAACUCCUGACGGCAGCAGGCACAGUUUGGGACCAGGAGAAAGGGGAGGUGCCUGCGGUGGCGCUGCAAUAUUACCGCAACCAUCUGGCCCCCCUCCUUUCAGGGGGGGCCAGCCGAGAAGCUCUGACCUUGUGCUGGAGCUUAGACCUGGCGCUUCAGGGGAAGUUGCCAACACGGUCGACUGCUUGGCGCAAACGGGGACAACUGACAAGCCGCGCAGAAACACAGGCCGCGGCCAAGGAGGACAAGGAGGAGCAGAAGACGAGAGCGUUAGCAAAAGGAAAAGAAAAGGGAAAGAGCGAGAGUUCAGGGGCAGGGGCCCCGUGGCGAUACGGAAAGGGCGCGACAAAGGGAAAGGCAAGAGGUUUGGGAGGAGAGCCACAAAGAAGCUAUGAAGAGGUGCGAGGAGCCCCCUGUGGCCUUAGUUUAAACCAGGGGAAGACUGCCCACGGCCGGGACACUGUCCUUGGACAGGACCGGGCCAGGUGCAGUACGGGAGUGCGCGAAGAUCGCCCUCCUGACAGCCCUGAAUGUGGACCCUGGGUGCGUGGACACGGUUCUGUGUGGAAACCGCCUAUAGGUCUUAUGGGGCAUGGCGCCGGAGAGAGGUCAGAUGGCGCAGGCGUUUUUCCACAGUUUCAUGUUUCACCUAGUGGCGAAGCUCCGGACAGCCAGUUCGCUGGUAGUCCCUCGGCGUCAUCCAACCGAUGCUUAGGUGACUUUGCAGAUAGUCACUUGGACGAUGCCCCGCAGACCUUCGAUCGCAGUGGUGAGAAAAAGAAGAUGAAGGAUCCGAGUGAAGUCAGGGAGUGUGGUCGAGUUGAGAAACUUGUUGGUUUAUCCUGGGGUUCCUGUUUGCCCUUAGUUCAGUCACUGCUGAUUAAAUCUUCUUCAAAAUUGAAAAAGAAGCACAGCGAGGCCAAGCCCACGGGUGACGUAUUCCCGUUACCCACCAGCACUGACAUUUUAAGGGGGCAGGAACGUCUGGCCAGGGUUGAUGUGGUUAUGCUGCGGUCUCUUUGCUUGGGUCUCAAUAGUUACGCGGGAGUUGACUUAGAGUCAGGGGCCAGAGUAACUCCUUUGCAGCUUGAGUUCCUGGAAGGGCUGUGCGGAGAUUUAGCAGAGGUUUCAACAUGGGAAGAGACGUUUAGCUUGUCUACUUGGGAAUCCUUUUUUAGUAGUCGCAGUGUAGACUAUGUUGGUGAUGAAGUGUCGGUGGCAAAAACUACUUCUUGGUCCAACCUUAGUCCAGCUAUACCUGCAGAAGUAGGAGGGGUGGAGCUGUCUUCGGUAUUGGAAGGGGGUUGCAGACACUACGUCACACAUUUCGAGGACUACCUAGUCCCUCCUGAAUCCAUGGAAUACACCAAGCCUCCGAGGGUCAUGGUAGCUGAUGACCAAUGGGAGGGCGUCUGUCGAGGUCUCCUGUCAUCGGGUAUCUGUGGCCUUCUCCCGGAGAGCGAGUUGUUCCAUGUGAAGGGGAGGCCUCUCCUAAAUGGCCUCUUCGGAGUGCCCAAGGGAGACAGAGCAGGAGCCAACACGGAUUUUGCCACUUUCCUUACCAGACAGCCGAUGAACGGGCCGAGGAAAGCUCUCAUUCAGGGAGGUAGCGAUCUCCUCGUUAA